This is a messenger RNA of Linderina pennispora, 1911 nucleotides long. RefSeq lists its product as uncharacterized. The transcript has a single exon. The record is from RefSeq and is a predicted model, not a curated record. The coding region runs from base 5 to 1579 and encodes 524 amino acids. Lineage: Eukaryota; Fungi; Kickxellomycota; Kickxellomycetes; Kickxellales; Kickxellaceae.
GGACAUGAAUGUUAUUCUCUCUGCUGCAAAACUUGUGCAGCUAGUUGUGCUUGCGUUUGCUGGGUGGCUGCUUCUUCAGUCCCUGUUAAUGAGCAUCCAAACGUUUUUAGUUCUCGUGCUUCCCCCUGCAAGUGUCGCCUCCCUUAAGCUUAUUCCGUCAGCCAACGAAACUGCUGACCUUGUUUGGCCCGCGUGGAAGGAACCAUUUCAUUAUGAGGCCAAAGUAUAUAUCAACAACAAAUCGUACGAUUCGAGUCGGCCCGAAACGUUCUUCCAGAAUGCCACCGAGGUCUGGCACGUUGAGCCGCAGAGCCUGGUGAAUCGGUACCCAUUUUUCGAGAAGCACCUGACUCUGAAUCUGGCUGAUACAGAUGAUAAAUUCAUCUGUGUUUUUAUACAGAAAGCUGGCCAGUUCACACCGUACCCAAACAUCAGCGAUCCCCAGCUACGUGUUAGUAAGAACCAGUUUGCAUACACUAGAUGGGACACCACUUGUGAUGAGGAGAAUCUGAAAGGGGCUGGUAGUAGGCGCCGCUGCACCUCUCAGUUAGGACUGAUGGUUUAUACUCGGGCAAUAUGGGAUAUCCAUCUUGAGGACAACGUAUAUACAUAUGAUGAUUCGCGAAACCACAACCGCAGAUCCACUACCGUCCACGGUCCUUUGCUUAAGUCUAACAGUACAACUGGCAGCACUGGUUCUAUGAACAUGUACCUGCCGUCUAUUGCGCAGAGCAAUGGUCCUAAGUUGUCCUACAAGGUAUUCCCUAUAACCAAAGAUGAGGGCACAGAGAAGGGAUACAAGGAAUUCAGUGCAUCUGUAGAUAUCUAUAUGACAAUACGCGGCGUAAGCACAAGCUCAAGGUUCAACCCUGGGCCGAUCCCCAAAACCGGGAAUUACAAGGUACUCGCAAUUCUGACAACGAACUGGGGCCGUCCCUUCAUACCGCACUUUAACUACAGCUCGCCAACGGUCAAGUCAGCGGUCUCGACAGCGAUAUUCCUUGCACUUUACCCCGCCCUCCUCUCCCUGUGGCUCCUUCGGCAGCUCUACAUCGCCCGGCUCUAUUUCACAUCAGCCUGCUCAAGCAGCAAAAGGGCCAGCCCCAUCUUAAGGAUGUACCUUUUCAUUGAGCAUCUAUGGUCGCCUUUGGUUGAUAAGUUUGUCUUUGGGACAGACAACACGGGGUUGUAUAGUGCUGUUCUCGGCGGCUACACCGGCUGGUGGUUCAUCAGAUUCAUCCUUGUGGCCUUGCCUCAGAGACAGGUUGCUAGUGUCAUACGGUGUCUUGCUGGCUCUCAGGCAACCAACAAAAGCACGGGGAAUCGAGGUAGUACGCUGCUUCUUCCUACUAUGGAGAAGCAGAAGUACGAGGAAACAGAGGAAACAGCGGAAACAGCGGAAACAAGGGAAACCGAGGAAACCGGGGAGAACGAAGCGGUAAUCGCUUGCUUCAAAGCAUUGCCCCUGGGAUUAAAGGUAUUUCCCCUAGUAAUUGCCGUGCCAUCUGUCGUGGAUUAUGCCCGUAAUACUAGCUCGCAUUUCGACUUUGCAGUCCCAGAGCUUGUGGAGGGUAAAUAGUGGUAUAUCCCCACGUUCAUACGAUCACUAUGCGGCUACACGCAGCAAUUUAUUCACCUAUACCUCUAUGUCAUCUUCAUUCCGACUCUCAUCUUGAUAUUCACCCGCAAAUCAACAGUGCACGCGUCAAUUCCCUACCACUUCCUUCGCACGAUCGAGCUCACUGUGGUCAUACUGGCCUGCCUCUACGAGAUUCCCAAGGCACUUGAUCCAGAGUAUUUGGCAUGGCGCCAUACUGUGUAUUAUAUCGGCAGCGUUUUCCUUUUCACCCAGUGGGUAGUCAACAAUAAAUUGUGAGUGGUAGAUUAGCUUUAGAACUGCCUGUACCUAAU